Labeo rohita (rohu) is the source of this 2372-nucleotide messenger RNA. RefSeq names its product zinc finger and BTB domain containing 42 (gene zbtb42). The transcript has 2 exons. Lineage: Eukaryota; Metazoa; Chordata; Actinopteri; Cypriniformes; Cyprinidae. The record is from RefSeq and is a predicted model, not a curated record. The coding region runs from base 216 to 1592 and encodes 458 amino acids. Gene Ontology annotation, molecular function: DNA-binding transcription factor activity, RNA polymerase II-specific; RNA polymerase II cis-regulatory region sequence-specific DNA binding; protein binding. Gene Ontology annotation, biological process: regulation of transcription by RNA polymerase II. Gene Ontology annotation, cellular component: nucleus.
UGGACGAUAGGUUGCGGUUAGUCGUCGGCUGCUCUGGAGAUAUUCUUUUCAUUCAGUUUGUAUGAUGUUCGUCAUGUUUUAGUCCGCAAACUUGCGUUUGGAGAUGUUGUUUGCGCAUGACUGGAUUUACGCUCAUUCACUGCUGCUGUUCGAUGGGAAGCGCAAAGUGAAGAUCAACUUGUGUGAGCGCUGAAAGAAGGGGUCACGCCACGAGAAUGGAGUUCCCAGACCAUAGCCGCCAGUUACUGCAGUGCCUGAGUCAGCAGAGACACCAAGGCUUUCUCUGCGACUGCACGGUGUUGGUGGGAGAGGCGCGAUUCAAAGCGCACCGAGCCGUCCUGGCCUCGUGCAGCAUGUACUUCCACCUCUUCUACCGGGACCAGCUGGACAAGAGGGACGUGGUGCACCUGAACGGCGACAUCGUGACGGCGCCGGCGUUCGGGCUGCUGCUGGAGUUCAUGUACGAGGGGAAGCUGGAGUUCGGCACGCUCCCUGUGGAGGACGUCCUGGCGGCCGCCAGCUACUUGCACAUGUACGACAUCGUCAAAGUGUGCAAGGGGAAGCUGAAGGAUAAGGAGCUGUGCGAGGCGGCGAGCGACACAGAUUGCGGCGGGCAGAAGGCGAACGGUCACCCCGCCGGGUCCCCGGACCUUGUAGGUGUCAAUUAUGUGUCAGCCGAGGCCGAGGCCUGUGUCCGAACAGCUGGAAAAACAAAAGCUGAUGUCAGUGGUUCGGCCGUCCCCGCGUCCCAGAGGUCCCGGGCAUCGGAUGACACGGACUGCGCGCUGGAUUUGUCUUUCAAGCCUCUGUCGAGCCGAGACGCCUUCCACCCCUCCUACGUCUCGGGACAGCUGGCCCUCGACAGCCAGCAGCAGGGCACCGAGCCACUUGUUAAAGACGAACAUGACUUGCUGUCAGAGCAGGAGGACGCUGAUCCGGUGAGCCCGGAGAGCCAGCGCUUUGGGAAUAGCGCCAGGAGCUCGGUGGUGACAGGGUUCGCUGCCCUCUUCCCCGACAACAAGGCCGCGGCUUCGCUGCUCCCUCCGGACGACGACCUGAUGGAGGAGGAGGAGGAGGGGCUGCGCGUGCGUCCCGAGCGCCAGCUCGGGGACAGCGAGGGCGAGGACGAGGACGACCUGGCGUCCUCGGACAUCUCCACGUCCAGCGGGGUACUUCUCCCGCCGGGCGGGCAGCAGGUCUGCGUGUGCCCGCUCUGCAGCAAGGUCUUCCCGAGCCCGCACGUGCUGCAGCUCCACCUCAGCUCGCACUUCCGCGAGAAGGACGGCGUCCGCUCCAAGCUCUCGCCCGACGGAUCCGUCCCCACCUGCUCGCAGUGCGGCAAGACCUUCUCCUGCAUGUACACGCUCAAGCGGCACGAGCGCACGCACUCCGGCGAGAAGCCGUACACCUGCGGACAGUGCGGAAAGAGCUUCCAGUACUCGCACAACCUGAGCCGGCACGCCGUGGUGCACACGCGCGAGAAACCGCACGCCUGCAAGUGGUGCGAGCGGCGCUUCACGCAGUCCGGCGAUCUCUACCGCCACAUACGCAAGUUCCACUGCGGCCUCGUCAAAACGCUCGCUAUCGGAUAAGGGCGCCGUGCAAUCACGUCCUUUUGUAGAAAAACGACAGCAGUUUUUAUGAAGAAGAAUAAUACUGUAAUAAUAAUACCCAGUAUUUUGCAGGUGGCAGAAAAUUGGUUCAAUAAUGCUUUUAAAACACAACUGUGUCUCCAGCAAGCAACAAUUUGAUAAACUUGGGGCCUUUGAUAUAUAUGACGUGUGGAUCAAAAAAGCUCAUCAAAGUUGUCCUAAGACAAGAAUGGGUAUUGUUUUGGUUUUAGGACAACUUUGAUCAUUUAAUUAUAUAUAUAUAUAUGUAUAUAUAUAUGAAUGAAGAGUUCAGAUACAAACCAGCUAAAUCCAUCUGACGUCUUUCUUUAAAAAAUGCAUUUUUAUCAGGCUCAGAUGUACAGUAUAAGUUUCUAUGUAAGUACCGGUACUUCUGAUUGGGCUGAGGCUGGAAUUUAGCGAGUUUGAAAAGAAAGUAUUUGAUGGACAAAUAAUACGUGUCAGGAGCAUUCACUCAGUAUCAUUAUCUAAUUUUUGACCGAGAUGGCUUUUAGCUGGUUUUGCAUCUGAACUCUUCAUAUAUAUAUAUAUAUAUAUAAUAUAAAUGUGUGAGAGGGUGGGUGGGUGAGAUUAACUGUUUAUAUAUAUAUAUAUAUAUAUAUAACAGAUAAAAAAUGUAUGUAUAUGUUAUAAAUAACACUUCAAAAACCGUUAACAGUUAAAAAAAAACGUUACACACACACACACACACACACACACAUUUUUAACUCUUUUAAAUAUAUGAUACAUAUAUUUUUUAAU